Terrapene triunguis (Three-toed box turtle) is the source of this 3209-nucleotide messenger RNA. RefSeq names its product oxysterol binding protein (gene OSBP). Gene Ontology annotation, cellular component: intracellular membrane-bounded organelle; membrane; cytosol. The record is from RefSeq and is a predicted model, not a curated record. Bases 8 to 2392 code for a protein of 794 amino acids. Gene Ontology annotation, molecular function: sterol binding. Lineage: Eukaryota; Metazoa; Chordata; Testudines; Emydidae. The transcript has 14 exons.
GCGCGAGAUGUCGGAGCUGCGGGCGGCGGGGCCGGGGCCCGGGCCUGGGCCUGGGCCAGGCCUAGCGGCGGCGCCCGGACCCGCGGCACCGGCCGCGGGAGGCGGCGGAGGCUCCGGGCCCGGCCCCAGCACCCCGCUCCCCUCGCCGGCACCGAGCGGCGGCAGCGGGCCCGGAUGCCCCGUUGGAGCGGGCCCGGGCGGCGUGACAGCCACUUCCGGGUCGGGCAGCUCCGCUUCCGGGUCGGCCCGCGAGGGCUGGCUCUUCAAAUGGACCAAUUACAUCAAAGGGUAUCAGCGGCGCUGGUUCGUGCUGAGCAACGGACUGCUGAGUUACUACAGAUCGAAAGCGGAGAUGCGUCACACCUGUCGUGGGACCAUUAACCUAGCCACAGCCAAUAUCACUGUGGAGGACUCCUGCAACUUCAUCAUCUCCAAUGGUGGGGCACAGACCUACCACUUAAAGGCCAGCUCGGAGGUGGAGCGGCAGCGCUGGGUCACGGCCCUGGAGCUGGCCAAGGCCAGGGCCGUCAAGAUGCUGGCUGAAUCAGAUGAGUCGGAUAAUGAAGAGUCCGUGUCACAGACGGACAAGACAGAACUGCAGAACACACUGCGCACCCUGUCCAGCAAAGUGGAGGACCUGAGCACGUGCAACGACCUGAUUGCCAAGCACGGCACGGCGCUGCAGCGCUCCCUCAGCGAGCUGGAGACCCUUAAGCUGCCCGCCGAGAGCAACGAGAAGAUCAAGCAGGUCAACGAGCGAGCCACGCUCUUCCGCAUCACCUCCAACGCCAUGAUCAACGCCUGCCGAGACUUCCUGAUGCUGGCGCAGACGCACAGCAAGAAGUGGCAGAAGUCCCUUCAGUAUGAGCGAGACCAGCGCAUCCGUUUGGAGGAGACCCUGGAGCAGCUGGCCAAGCAGCACAAUCAUCUAGAGAGAGCCUUCCGAGGGGCCACCGUGCUGCCAGCCAGCGCCCCCCGAGGCGGGGGCUCUGCUAAAGAUGAAUGCUGCCCAGGGAAAGGAGACCUGAGUGAUGAAGAUGACGAUAAUGAGUUCUUCGAUGCACCGGAGAUCAUCACCAUGCCAGAGAGCAUGGGCCACAAACGCACCGGCAGCAACAUCAGCGGCGCCAGCAGUGACAUCAGCCUCGAUGAGCAGUACAAACAUCAGCCAGAGGACACCAAAAAGGAGAAGAGAACUCGGAUUCCCAACAAGCCGAACUACAGCCUCAACCUGUGGAGCAUCAUGAAGAACUGCAUUGGGAAGGAGCUCUCCAAGAUCCCCAUGCCGGUGAACUUCAACGAGCCUCUGUCCAUGCUGCAGCGCCUCACCGAGGACCUGGAGUACCACGAGCUGCUGGACCGAGCAGCCAAGUGCGAGAGCUCCUUGGAGCAACUCUGCUACGUGGCCGCCUUCACCGUCUCCUCUUACUCCACCACCGUCUUCCGCACCAGCAAGCCAUUCAACCCUCUCCUGGGGGAGACCUUCGAGCUGGACCGGCUGGAGGAGAACGGCUACCGCUCCCUCUGCGAGCAGGUAAGCCACCACCCUCCCGCUGCCGCCCACCAUGCUCACUCCAAGCACGGCUGGACGCUUCGCCAGGAGAUCAAAAUCACCAGCAAGUUCCGUGGCAAAUACAUCUCCAUCAUGCCCCUCGGUACCAUCCACUGCAUCUUCCACUCCUCCGGAAAUCACUACACAUGGAAGAAGGUGACCACCACAGUACACAACAUCAUAGUGGGCAAGCUGUGGAUAGACCAGUCCGGCGAGAUCGAAAUCAUCAAUCACAAGACUGGCGACAAGUGCAAUCUCAAGUUUGUUCCUUACAGCUACUUCUCCCGGGACGUGGCCAGAAAGGUGACGGGGGAGGUGACAGACCCCUCGGGGAAAGUGCACUUUAUCCUGCUGGGCACCUGGGACGAGAAGAUGGACUGCUUCAAGGUGCUGCCAGGCAGUGGGGAGAACGGUGCCGAGGGGCGGCAGAGAGCCGAGGAGAGUCAGGUCCUGCUGUGGAAAAGGAACCCCCUCCCGAAGAACGCUGAGAACAUGUACUACUUCUCCGAGCUGGCGCUGACGCUCAACGCCCCCGAGAGCGGCACUGCCCCCACCGAUAGCCGGCUGCGGCCCGACCAGAGGCUGAUGGAGAACGGGCGCUGGGAUGAGGCCAACGCCGAGAAGCAGCGGCUGGAGGAGAAGCAGCGCAUCUCCCGCAAGAAGCGCGAGGCCGAGGCCAUGAAGGCCACAGAGGACGGCACUCCCUAUGACCCCUACAAGGCUCUGUGGUUCGAGCGGAAGAAGGACCCUGUCACAAAGGAGUUGGCGCAUGUGUACCGAGGAGGCUACUGGGAGAGCAAAGAGAAGCAGGACUGGAGCUCGUGCCCGGACAUUUUCUGAGCUGGAAGUGGCAGGAUCAGCAGCAGGAGGAAGAGAAGGAAAGAGGAUGGAGGUUGAAGGGAAGCAGCCGAUCAUGUGACUUCCUUGCCUAGCGCUUUCCUCGAGUGUCUGUCUGUCUUAACCAAUCGCUCGUUCCAAAUCAAUCACCCCAAGCAAAAGCCAGUGGCGGUGAUUGGCUGGGUUGCCUUAGCUGAUUGACACUGAUGUUGAUGAUGUCUAGAUCCCCAGGGCUGGCGCUCUGUGCCCCGGAUGGCCGUGUCCCCCAGCUCCCUUAGACAGCCAUCUAUCUGUCCAGCUCGGCCCGACCCCUCUGGGAGCUGAGGGGGGAAGAGCUCGGGAGCUGUUAGAAAAGGACUGGCCCUUGUUAACACCCUUAGACAAGGGGAUGCACGCAAUGGGGCUGUGGAUCAGAACAGAAGCACCCCAAUGUACUUCCCAUGGGGGGGGGCUGUUUGGGGGAGCUGGGGAUAUCCUGUAUCUCGUAUCUUGGUGGGGAGGGGUCAGUCUCCCCUCCCUUAGGUGGGAGCUAGGGGCACCCAAGUGGCUAGGGGAGCCUAGUGAGUGCCCAUGGAGACGGAGGAAUGUUGCGGGAGGCAAUGCAGAGCCGCAGCUUCCCUUCCACAUCCCGGAGCAGAGGCGGAGGCUGUGACUGGCCUUGCUCUCUGAGAACCCUGUUUGAGGCAGUCUGCUGAACUUUCCGUCUGAUUUCAGAGAGGGCUGUGGGCAAUGAGACCCCCACCCCCUCUGCUCUCACCUCCUCUCCCACCAAGAGGAACGCACCCCACCGUCUUCCCCCUCCCCAUGUGCACUCUGGAAG